Punica granatum (pomegranate) is the source of this 1344-nucleotide messenger RNA. The record is from RefSeq and is a predicted model, not a curated record. Lineage: Eukaryota; Viridiplantae; Streptophyta; Magnoliopsida; Myrtales; Lythraceae.
AAAUAGAUUUGGAAAGAGGUGUCAUUGACUUUCUGGUCAUCAUCUCCAGUAGUUGCUUAAUUGAUGGGAGGAGAAAGAGUCCCUUUCCAAGGUCUGAAACGAUCUCUUGAUGAUUAAUGGAGAUUCAACAUCCCUCUCACAGCCACCCUUAUGUCCUGACUACCGAUGAUAGUCUUACGGAUCGUAGAUGCAAAGGAUGUGGGCACCGCGGUCCAGGUCCAAUGUAUGCCUGCUUCGAGUGCAAGUUCUACUUCCACAAGUCGUGCAUCGAGUUAUCUACGCAGAUCGUGGAAACCCCUCUCCACCCGCUACACCCCUUGAAACUUGAGGCCGAAUGGGGGAACAAGUGCCAGUGCUGCUAUCGGUUCUGCUACUUUGCAUACAAAUGCGAAGAAUGUGACUACAAGCUCGAUCCACAGUGCAUAUCGCUGACCCCUAUCUUAAAGCUUCGGGAUCCCGACCACCUCCUUUUCCUCCUCGAUAAGGUGGACUUUACUAGAGAGCUUCAGUGCGACGUCUGUUUAGUCGACUUUGAUGGUCCUCGCAGCCACUCACCGGCUUUUGUCUGCGCAAUCCCCCGAUGUGAUUAUGCUCGUCACUUGGAAUGCAGCCCACUCCCUUUUCCGGAAUCAGUCAGGCACAGCGAAUAUCAUCACUAUCACGAUCUUGUCUACACCAAGUCGGCAAAGGAAGGUGGAUUUUCAGAUGGGUACUACUGCGAUGCCUGCGAAAUGCCUAGAGACCCCGAGUACCCUGCUUAUGUCUGCAAGGACUGCGAAUUCAGAGCUCAUGUCUGUUGCGCCCUCUCGGAGGUGCUGCCUUCCCUGGUAGAGAAGUACGAGAAUGAUCUUCUAGCAAGAGGUGCUUCCUUGGACGCCUUCCUGCACUAUUUCGAAGCACAGGUCUUACGUUUGCGCAAACAGAAAGAGGAAAAAGAAGCAGAACGAGAGGCGAAGAGGCAACAAAUCAAGGCACUUGAAGAUGAACUGGCUCAAUAUGAAGCCUCCGAAGUAUUAAAAUGAUCUUUGAUGAUUGGAUAACUUAAGGAGUUGUGGUUGCUCUGUUUAAUAACCUCUGAUUACGUCUUUAAUGUCCUCUCGAACAAAUCUUGAGCUGUGUCUUGCAGAUGUUUUCCUGUAGCGUAAGUUGGUGUGAAGAUGUUCAUCUUGUAUUUCCUUGGUAACAUUUGUGGAACAUGUAUGUCCAUUGACCGGAAGACGAGGAUAUUCUAGUACUGAAUAAGAUCUGCUAGUCUCGAUGAAAUCACGUACGUGUAUCUGCUACUCUGAGAUAAUCAAGAGGAGGUUGCUUUUCUUUGAUAAAUGUUACUGCAGAAUUCCUUCA